AUGACAUAUUCGUUCUCGCGAAAGUCUCUCUCGCAAAAUCCACACCCCUACGUACAAGUACUAAAUAUCGCUCUUUCAUCAUCACAAAAACAACUCAAAGUAAAGCUUGACCUGAGAAUGUCACCAUCACAGGAAGGAGAACGAGGAGGAUUCAGCGGUGCCGUGAAACUCUCGUCCUCGUCUUUGAACGAUUACAUCGCGCCUUCUCAGGCGUGCAUCAUUCCUCUCUCAUCCGAUGGUAAUACACUCCUCGUAAACGACGGGUUACACGACGCCGGAGAAGGGGACGGCGGGGAAAUCCUUCUCCGCGCAAAACGAGGAGCGGAAAACAAAAAACGAUUCGACGUUGCGAAGGAAGACUUCAGCAAAGAUGGGAAAUCGAUGAUAAAAGUGUCCUUAUCCGAUUGUCUCGCGUGCUCUGGGUGCGUCACCAGCGCGGAAACGGUCUUGAUGGAACAGCAAUCGGUGGAGGAAUUUUUAGGCCAAAAUUUCUCCUCAGAAGGAAACAUCCAACCAGUAGGAGGGACCCAUGAUAGAGGAAGAGGAGGAGGAGGACGAAGAAGAAGAUUGGUAGUAACACUCUCUCCGCAAUCCACGGCGUCGUUGGCGGUGAAAUAUAGCGUGAAAUACGAAGAGAUGUUGGAGAAAAUGUGCGGGUUUUUUAAGACGCAUUUUAACGCGCGGGCGGUGUGUAGCAGUACCGAGGCGCGAGCGGCGUCGCGGGCGAGAUACGCGAAGGAGUUUACGGAGAGGAAGAGUAAGUCGUCGGGGUUGUUGCCGAUGAUUGCGUCGGCGUGUCCUGGGUGGGUGUGUUACGCGGAGAAGACUGAAAACGCUUUGCGAGAUGUGAAUCUUUUGGCGAAAGCGAAGAGUCCGCAGGCGAUUGCCGGGACUUUCGCGAAGAAGGGAAGAAGGGCUGCUUUCUCGGAGGAUACAGAGGAGGAGGAGGAGGAGGAGGAGGAGGAGGCGUAUCACGUGUCGGUGAUGCCGUGCUUUGAUAAAAAGUUGGAAGCGAGUCGAAGGGAAUUUAAGACGAAAAGAGAAGGCGAUGUACUUGGACAAGGAAAAGAUGAUGAUGUUGACGGCGUCAACGAGACGGAUUGCGUGUUGACGACGACGGAGGUUGUGGAGUUGUUGGAGAAGAAGUGUAACAUCGUGGACGAGGCGGGCGUGAGGAGUUUGCCGAGCGCGAAGAUUGAUUCGAUGUUUGCGUCGUGGUUUAGAACGGAGGAUAUGAUGGACGUCGAAGAAGACGAACAAGAAGAUGCACUUCUGCCACCAGCCUUUGCGGCAACCUCCGGCGCGUACCUCGAAUACGUCUUUCGCAAAGCGGCGAGGGAUCUCUACGGCGUCGAUCUGCGAGGCAAAGAUUUAGAGUAUAAGACGCUGACGAACGCGGACAUGCGCGAAGUGGAAUUGAAAAUCGAGGGCGAAGUGAAACUAAAAUUUCUCUUAGCGUACGGGUUUCGAAACGUCCAAAACGUCACCAGGGCUUUGAAAAGAGAACCGAACAAGUGGGAUUUCGUGGAGAUGAUGGCGUGUCCGAGCGGAUGCGCCAACGGCGGCGGGCAAGUGCCUCCAAAGCAGUCGUAUUUGAACGCCAAGUUGUUGAAACGGGUAGAAGAGGCGUACAUGGAAGGCGAAAUUGAGAGCGAGCGCAGAAAUCUACACUCAGCGGCGGUGAAGAGUCUGAUUACGUCCGCGGAAGAAAACGGCGACACUUUAUCGGCGUACGAUACGACUUACAACGCGUUGGCGGCGUCCAAUGAUAUGAAGAAAAAAGUCACGAUUGCAAACGUGGAUAAUUGGUAG
Messenger RNA from Bathycoccus prasinos, 1812 nucleotides. RefSeq lists its product with no specific name. Bases 1 to 1812 code for a protein of 603 amino acids. The transcript has a single exon. Gene Ontology annotation, molecular function: 4 iron, 4 sulfur cluster binding. The record is from RefSeq and is a predicted model, not a curated record. Lineage: Eukaryota; Viridiplantae; Chlorophyta; Mamiellophyceae; Mamiellales; Bathycoccaceae.